This is a messenger RNA of Oldenlandia corymbosa var. corymbosa, 925 nucleotides long. The record is from the annotation of a GenBank genome assembly. Lineage: Eukaryota; Viridiplantae; Streptophyta; Magnoliopsida; Gentianales; Rubiaceae.
AGAGAGAGAGAGAGAGAGAGAGAGAGAGAAGGUAAAAAUGGGAGAAGAUACUGUGAAGAUCCAGGGAAGAAGAAGCUAUGGCGCUCCACGCUACACCAGGCAAGUAGCAGCUGAUACUCUCGCCGCCAUGGUUACCCAUCCUCUGGACACCGUCAAAGUGAGAAUGCAAUUAGGCCAGGGACCGAAUUUCCAGUUGGUCACCCGCAUGAUUCAGAAUGAAGGCAUUUCUAGCUUCUACAAGGGAUUGUCUGCUGGGCUGCUGAGGCAAGUUACGCAUUCUGCUGUUACUAGAUACUCUUACAACCAUGUAGUCAGAGCCUCAUAUAUAGCAGAUGGUGGUAACGAGAUCAGUCCAUUUUAUCGAAUGUUCUUCUGUUCAAUGAUUGCCAACACCAUUGGAGCUGUUGCAUCUAAUCCAGCUGAGUUAGCAGCCACCCGCAUGCAAGGCGAUGCAACCUUACCUUCAGCUCUGCGCCAGAAUUACAAGAAUGUGUUUCAUGCAUUGUAUCAAGCUGCCUCCAAAGAAGGAAUUUCAGCACUCUGGAGAGGGGCUGGUCCUAAUGCAUUGGGCAUGACGGCAAUACGCUUAGGAUCUAAUGCCUCUCUGGAAGGCUUGAAGAUCUUCAAGCAUCAUAUUCCCAGGGAGAAUAGAGUGCUGACUGGCUGCCUACUUUUUGUGGUUGUACCCCCAGCCUGUGGCAAGCCAUUUGAUUACGUAAAAACCCAAUUGCAAAUGAUGCAGCCAGAUGCUAAUGGCAGAUAUCCAUACUCUGGAGCUCUGGACUGUGCCAAGAAAACCUUCAAGCUGGGAGGGCCACUCAAAUUUUACUCUGGAUUUUCUACCUACUGCUUUACACUCGCACCUCAAUCCUUGCUGGCCUACUUGAUCUACGAAUUCGCUUUCAAGGGAGUGGAUAUGUCGUAG